UAACUAUGUUUGUCUACCAGUGUACACUUGGAAGUCUGCAUAGGUAGGACGACUCACCUCAACAAGACAAGGUAUUGAUUGUGCUGUCACGAAACAAAGACUACCACAAGUGCGAGUGUGCUACCACAAAAUACUCACUUUUACAAGAAAAGAGUGUCAAGUGUUACCACAAAGCAUUGACUUCUGUAUAUGGGUAUUGUCUCUACUUUGUGUGUUUUGUUCCUUGGAUAAAGCUAUUAUAAUGGUUGUUUCUUCACUCAUCAGAAGGUAAUAUGGCUGGAAAGGCUACCUCCUUCUAUAAAGGACAGAUCGCUGUCCGGGUUCAAGGUCAUAAGACAUGCGUACACCACAAAAGGAAGACAUUGGACUGGUUCUGUGAGACAUGUCAUGACGUCAUAUGUACAAAUUGUAUUUCCACAUUACACAAAGGUCAUGGCAUUGUCCCGUUGAGUGAAAUUACUCCAAACAACAAACAUAAAAUAAAAACGUUCAUCAAUGAAACAGAACAAAAGGAGCUGAUUCAAAUACAACAGGAAAUCAAUUCAGCCCAGGAGAGUCUCGAAAAACACCUCAGCCAUUUCAAACUUGUAGCAGAAGAAGUGAAAAACCAAGGAAUAAAACUAAAAGAAGACGUUGAUGUUCUUAUUGCUGAAACACUUUCACAAUUGAAGGAUUUAGAAAAUGAAAAUGCACAAUUCUUCACCAGGUACACAACUGAACUGGAAAGGAAACUUGCAGAAUUGAAGGAUCAACUAAACCAGUGCAAGGAAACCCUUCAGACUGGCACAGAUAUCAAGGUGUUUGACGCAAUCAGUAGACUUCAUACAGACAUCACUUUACCUAGAAGACCCGUCCUGAGGACCGCAAAGUUCAGUCUAAACAAAAAUCGUAACGAAGAUUUGGCGUCUGCAUUUGGGAAAAUGACCUUUACUUCAUCUAGUGAAACUGAUGAUCACGUCUCUGCUAAAGUCGAAACAUCAGCUGGAUCAUCAGAUCUACAGCCAUCACGACCUUCAGACCACAUGCCGUACGAGAUUAUCCAUUCAGCAAAACUGGACUCACCUCGAGCAAAAAUUUCAAUUCUGUCAACAUGGUAUGCUCGAUGUGAUAUCUAUCAUAUCUGUCCUGCUGGAGAUAGUGGUGCUUGGACAUGUGAAGCAAACAAGACUUUGACACAUCUGACCAGUGAGGGAACAGUAAAGGAGCAGAUAAAGAGUCCUGUUAGAGUAACCAACAUUUGUAUAUCUCCCUCUACACAAACAGUCUGGGCAUGCUCUGAGGAAGAUAACAGUGUCAUGGAGCUGAAACCAGGAACAUUGCCGACAUCAGAUAAAUUGGUCCAUAAAUUCAACACAAAGGAUAAACCCAAAUGUCUCUGUAUUACUAAAGAUUACCAUAUCCUUGUGGGGAUGAAACACGGAAUCAUCAAGUACAAUCAAGGAGGGAUACCAAGCCUCAUGACAACAUCACAUUCAAAGAAACCACUAGUGUGUUCACCAUUGACUAUCUCGGAGUGUCCGGUCAAUGAGAAUGUUGCUGUACUUGACGGAGACCUGUCGAUUGAUGGUGGAGAAAACAAAACACGUAUUAUAGUGAUUAACAAUCAUCUACAAGAGGUUUACAGGUGCGGACCACACCAACACGGCAAUAGGACUGGAUCUCUGUCUUUCCACCCCCGGGAUGUAACGUACGACAGAUAUGGACAAAUGGUGGUGGCUGACUAUGACAACAACUGUCUACAUCUGCUGAGUGGUGACGGACAAUACCUUGGGCAUCUGCAUACUGACAAAAACAGCCCACUAGCUGUGUUUGUGGACAAGCAGGGAGUUCUGUGGGUGGGGUUUGGUAGUAUGUAUGGGGUUAAUAAAGUAAAACGACUUCAGUACACCAGUGAUUAA
Molecule: messenger RNA, 1898 nt
Organism: Mizuhopecten yessoensis (Yesso scallop)
Lineage: Eukaryota; Metazoa; Mollusca; Bivalvia; Pectinida; Pectinidae
Exons: 2
Coding region: 273-1898 (541 amino acids)
Biological process (GO): protein polyubiquitination; proteasome-mediated ubiquitin-dependent protein catabolic process
Molecular function (GO): zinc ion binding; ubiquitin protein ligase activity
Source: RefSeq, a predicted model, not a curated record